AUGCGAGGGGCUUCGCCGUGGCGAGGCCCCACGCGUGCCUCGUCGCUCUCCGCCACAAAGCGGGCGGCGGACGUCUACGGCCGCGACCUGCACCGAGGGCCAAGCCCCUGCCGGCUGAGGUGCCGCGCGGACGUGCGCGAGGCUUGGAAACCGAAGACACCAGACCUGGCGGAGCUGGAGAGUGAGCUGCACCGUUUGGCGCCCGGAGGUGGCCAGCGCCUCAGCGAGACUCACAUCCGCGAGCUGCUGGCAGUCAUCAAGAAGACGGCCA
Messenger RNA from Effrenium voratum, 271 nucleotides. Lineage: Eukaryota; Dinophyceae; Suessiales; Symbiodiniaceae. The record is from the annotation of a GenBank genome assembly.